This is a messenger RNA of Misgurnus anguillicaudatus (oriental weatherfish), 2374 nucleotides long. RefSeq lists its product as uncharacterized. Gene Ontology annotation, cellular component: chromatin; nucleus. Gene Ontology annotation, biological process: regulation of DNA-templated transcription. NCBI's taxonomy places the organism in Eukaryota, Metazoa, Chordata, Actinopteri, Cypriniformes, Cobitidae. The record is from RefSeq and is a predicted model, not a curated record. Gene Ontology annotation, molecular function: transcription coregulator activity; DNA binding.
ACUCAACAAUACUUCAAAGAACACCACGGUACUGUUAUGUACUUGCCCCCAAAAAAACACGUGGUACUUUUUGGGGCUAAAAUGGUUACUCUGCAAAUUACUAAUUUUGUUUUCUCGAAAUACUUCUUUAGGGAAAAGAGAAAAAAAUCCCUUGCUACUCAUUUCUUGAGUUUGCUUUAUUUGCUGUAUCGCAGACUCGUUGCCGUGGCAACAGAUAAAAUCUAGUCAACAAAUAUCUGACGUCAACGUUCAGCCAAUCACCGACGCAAAAACGCAAACUUUCGUUGCGAUCAACGCUGCAAACUCGAACGCAGGUAACGGAGAAAGUGGACCAAUCAAAAGGUUGAAAAUUUACGCGACGCGCUCGUUUCUGAACGCAUCCGAAACGCAUGCUGGAGAAGGAAACAGCCUGGUUUUAGGGGCGUGGCACGGGCAGAGUGGUUGGGUUGACACGAGGCUCUUGCGUAAAAGAGGCGGGGCUACCAGAGAUGCCAAACUUCAAACAACGUUAUGUUGAUGUAUAUAAACGCGUUCUCGUGUUGGACGCGCCGCUCCAGGUGAACGCAAAGUGUGAGGGAACGCGAUUAAGCUGUGUGUCCAUGUAUGUGUGAGCUGUGUUGGGGUCAGGAUGGAUGUGGAGGAGCCUGAAUUGAGUCACACGGAGGCACCGGCGCCCAAACGCAGCAGAGGUCGACCUCGCAAACCACCACAGGAGUCUGUCGAACCCCCCGCUCCCAGACGGCCAAGAGGAAGACCUAAAGGCAGUAAAAAUAAAGGCCAGCGUGUCGCAGUCAAAGUAGAGCCAACUGGAGAGAAGAGACCUCGAGGCAGACCAAGAAAAUGGCCACAGAAAACAGUUCCUCAGGAAGAAAAGCAGCCAUCUCAUCCCGAGGUCGAAGAGGCGGAGUCAUCGGAAGACCCGCCCGCUCAGACCCCGCCUCCUUCUUUACCAUCAGAGGGGAGUGUCUAAAACUACCUCACUGGAUAUUGAGAGACAGCAUCGGGGGCGAUGCUUCAUCUCAGCUGCCUCCAUCUACACUGUACAAGUUGAAAACAUGCAGUUGGUACCUUACUACCUGAUCUGACCAUUAAAAAUGACUUUCGGUGGUGUAACUUAUCGUAUAGAGGAUGAUGCAGUCAUAUUUAAUAUUUUAUUACAUGAAUUACACUCCAAAAUACUUAUAGCUGCUCAUCAAACGUUCUCAUUGGCUGAGGAGAAAAAACUUAAGUAGUAUAAAAAGUUUGCUGCACCCAAGAACUGAAAAUAAUGCUUUGCACCACCUCUGAAAUAUUAUUUGAUUUGAUUUUAUUGGCUGACAAUACAGAUCUUUCUAUUUUUUUAAACUCUUUACAACUAACUCAGAAAUACAUUCAAUUAAAUUAAACAGGACUUGAAUUGCCACUGACAUUUAGGAUUCGGGAGCACCACCACAGAUUACAAAGCAAAACAAAAUUGGGAAGAUAUUUGCGUUAUAUUCAUUUUAUUUAAAGUUGUACUUCUCAGGAUUUGACUUCUUCAACGCUUGAAAAUGACGCAUCAUUUUAAAAAUGAACAUGCAUUUUAUAAUACUUUUUAAUGUUUUAUAUCUUUUAUUGUUGUAUUUGUAAUGUUUACAGCAGGGUAAUUGGAUUGAAACAAAGCAAUGCUACUUUGUUGCUGUUAUGCAAAUAGACAAAGUGUCCUAAUACUGUUUUUAUUGAGGUUUAAUAUCAAUAAUGAUGUAAGAGUGGACAUGAAGAUGGUAAAACUCAGUACCUCAGUAUCAGAGACCUCAGUUGUAUUGUUUGCAUUUUCCAGAUAAUAUGUGAUUUUUAUAAUUAUUUUGUAAUGAUCAGCCUCUGGAGUGAAACUGGCAUAUGUUUGGCACUAAAUCAUCUUUUUUAAUAGGUUAAUAUUUUCUAUUCAUCAGAAAAAAAGUCAUAUUUACUGCUAUGAUGUUGUUAUUGUGUUGAUGCUGAAGCAGUAUUUUAAACAAGAUUGAUGUACGAAGCAUCUUCUCGUCAUUAAUGAUUUACAGUACUAGGAAAUGUUGAGAUCUUUGUUUUCAGAGAUGCUAACACCCCAACUUUUAAAGCUUCAUUAUUUCAGUUCAUCUAUUUUAGCCAUCUUGAAUUGACUCAUUGAGAUCAAAUUUAUUUUCAGUAUAGCUUACAAAUUAUAGGAACUGAGUCAUGCAAAACCCCUAUUUUUAAGAGUAUAGCAAGAUUUUAGAUCCAGUUUGGACAUUUACAUAUUAACAAGUGUGAAAAUGUGCAUCAUAAACGCCGGUUUCUUACAAAACAUUUUGUCUGGGAUGUUCUUACCUCUUUUUAUAUUCGUCAAAGGUCAGUAAUGAUGUCAAUUGUUUAUGAAUAAAGUGGCUGUCUCAGAUAA